CACACGCAGUCACGCAACCAUUUUCUUCCAUACACACACUGUAUAAACCCAGACAGGUUUCAGACCAGGAGGUUUGGCUACAUCAGAUACCGGCCAGAGAAAAAGAGGGAGAGAGAGAGAGAGAGAGAGCGAAACAAAAACCUAUCUAUCGGCCUUUAUUACUGGGUUGAAUUGUGAAGAAAGAUCGUGAAUUAUGGGGAGGCGAAGGGUUCAGUUGAAGAGGAUCGAGAACAAGAUCAACAGGCAAGUCACUUUCUCAAAGAGAAGGUCUGGCUUGCUGAAGAAAGCCCACGAGAUCUCUGUGCUUUGUGAUGCUGAGGUGGCUUUGAUUGUUUUCUCUACCAAAGGGAAGGUCUUUGAGUAUUCUACUGAUUCUUGCAUGGAAAGGAUUCUUGAAAGGUAUGAGAGAUAUUCAUAUGCAGAGAGGCAACUUAUUGCACAUGAUCUCGAACAAAAUGGAAGCUGGACUCUGGAGCAUGCGAAGCUCAAGGCUAGGAUGGAGAUUUUACAAAGAAAUCAAAAGCAUUUAAUGGGAGAAGAUCUCGACUCCUUGAGUCUUAAAGAGCUUCAAAAUUUGGAGCAACAGCUUGAUUCUGCUCUCAAACACAUAAGGUCGAGAAAGAAUCAAGUUAUGCACGAAUCCAUUUCGGCGCUUCAGAAAAAGGAUAAGGCAUUGAAGGAGCAAAACAACGUGCUUGCCAAGAAGGUGAAGGAGAAAGAAAAGGAAUUACUUGCCGAACAGGCACAAUGGGAUCAGCAGAAUCAAUCACUUCACACAUCCUCUAUCCUUCCACAACCGUUGCUGCCCUUGGACAAUAUUGGGACUUGGUCCUACCAAGCAAUUAGAGGCAGCCAAAGAGAAGAUGAGGCAAGUCCAUCUCGACAUCGAGCCAAUACAGUACUCCUGCCCCCUUGGAUGCUUCGCCAUCUUGAUUAAUAGCCUAACACGUAUACAUCAAACUUUUUGCU
Messenger RNA from Juglans microcarpa x Juglans regia, 969 nucleotides. Its product is annotated as truncated transcription factor CAULIFLOWER A-like. Gene Ontology annotation, biological process: positive regulation of transcription by RNA polymerase II. The record is from RefSeq and is a predicted model, not a curated record. Gene Ontology annotation, cellular component: nucleus. Bases 194 to 937 code for a protein of 247 amino acids. Gene Ontology annotation, molecular function: RNA polymerase II cis-regulatory region sequence-specific DNA binding; DNA-binding transcription factor activity, RNA polymerase II-specific; protein dimerization activity. The transcript has 8 exons. NCBI's taxonomy places the organism in Eukaryota, Viridiplantae, Streptophyta, Magnoliopsida, Fagales, Juglandaceae.